CCACACAUUCACACACACACACGCACACACACACACACACACUCACACAAGGACACUGGCCAGAGGAUUGUACAGCUACCUGGAACAUUUGGAAGGAACUUUUUACAAUUUUCAGCUGUUAAACGACAACCGCAAGAAUACCAAGGUCAGGGGAAGCAACACCAUUAACCAAGUUCUGUCGAAGGGUCAUGAGGACUCGAAACGUCAACUCUUUUCUUCUCCGCCGAUGCUGCCAGACCUGCUGAGUUUUUCCAGACGGGCCUUAUGAGAGAGAGGGGGAGAACGGCAGCAGGACCAGCACAAUGACAUCGGCCACCGAUUUUGAUAACGUGGAGAUCCAGCAGCAGUACAGCCACAUCAACGCUCGCUGGGAACUCUCGGAUGAAGGUGAACUCGACAACGACAACAGCUCAGCAAGGUUGUUCGAGCGCUCCAGGAUCAAAGCCCUUGCAGACGAACGUGAAGUUGUGCAGAAGAAAACCUUUACGAAAUGGGUGAACUCUCACCUGGCGCGGGUAACCUGCCGCAUAACGGACCUGUACACCGACCUCCGGGAUGGCCGUAUGCUGAUCAAACUGCUGGAAAUUCUCUCCGGGGAGCACCUGCCAAAACCAACCAAAGGUCGGAUGCGGAUACAUUGCUUGGAAAAUGUGGACAAGGCUCUUCAGUUUCUGAAAGAACAGAAAGUGCACCUGGAAAACAUGGGCUCCCACGACAUUGUUGACGGGAGCCACAGGCUUACCCUCGGCCUCAUCUGGACCAUCAUCCUUCGUUUCCAGAUUCAGGAUAUCACCAUGGAGACACAUGACAGCCAUGAGACUCGGUCAGCAAAGGAUGCUCUCCUGCUUUGGUGUCAGAUGAAAACAGCAGGGUACACCAAUGUAAACAUCAGAAACUUCACAUCCAGCUGGAAGGACGGAAUGGCAUUUAAUGCCCUGAUCCACAAACACAGGCCUGAUCUGGUUGAUUUUAACAAACUGAAACAGUCUAAUGCCACAUACAACUUACAGCAGGCCUUCAACAUCGCCGAGCAGCAACUGGGUGUGACCAAACUGCUUGAUCCUGAGGAUGUUUUUACAGAGAAUCCGGAUGAGAAGUCAAUCAUUACCUACGUGGUGGCAUUUUACCAUUACUUCUCUAAGAUGAAAGCAUUAGCGGUGGAGGGGAAAAGGAUUGGGAAGGUGUUGGACAAUGCAAUUGAAACCCAGAAGAUGAUUGACAAGUAUGAACAAUUGGCAUCAGACCUGCUAACAUGGAUCGAGCAAACCAUCAUUCUCCUCAACAGCCGGAAGUUUGCCAACUCAUUGACUGGAGUGCAGCAGCAACUGCAAGCCUUCAAUACCUACCGCACAGUGGAGAAACCUUCCAAGUUCCAGGAGAAGGGUAACCUCGAGGUGCUGCUAUUCUCCAUCCAGAGCAGGAUGAGAGCAAACAAUCAGAAAGUGUACACUCCGCACGAGGGCAAGCUCAUCUCCGAUAUCAACAGGGGCUGGGAACGGCUGGAGAAAGCAGAGCACGAGCGUGAGCUGGUCCUCAGAAAUGAACUGAUCAGACAGGAGAAACUGGAGCAGCUGGUCCGUCGCUUUGACCGCAAGGCCCUUAUGAGAGAGACGUGGUUGUGUGAAAAUCAGAGGCUUGUCUCGCAGGAUAACUUUGGCUAUGACCUGCCUGCUGUGGAAGCGGCCAUGAAGAAGCAUGAGGCAAUUGAGGCAGACAUCGCUGCUUAUGAGGAACGUGUGCAGGCCCUUGUGGAUGUGUCAAAGGAGCUAGAGGCUGAAAAUUACCAUGAUGUUAAACGUAUUAAUGCCAGAAGGGACAACAUCAUGCGACUGUGGGAGUAUCUGUUGGAGCUGCUUAAUGCUCGCCGAGCAAGGCUGGAAAUGAACUUGGCUCUUCAGAAGAUUUUCCAGGAGAUGCUUCACAUCAUUGAUUGGAUGGACGAAAUGAAAGUACAACUGCUAUCACAGGAUUUUGGUAAACAUCUAAUGGGUGUAGAGGACCUGCUUCAGAAACAUACACUGGUGGAAGCUGACAUCGCGAUUCAGGCAGAUAGACUGAAGUUGGUCAACGCAGGGGCACUCAAGUUUGCUGAAGGAGAAGGUUAUACCCCUUGUGAUCCCAAUGUGAUCAAGGAUCGUGUCAACCACCUGGAACUGUGUUAUGAGGAGCUGUGUGUCCUGGCGGCUGAGCGGAAAGCUCGCCUGGAGCAGUCCUGUCGCCUCUGGAGGUUCUUCUGGGAGAUGGCCGAGACCGAGGGCUGGAUCCGAGAAAGAGAGCAGAUCUUCUCGUCGCAAGAUUAUGGGAAAGAUAUCACCAGCAUUGUGAUCCUGCAGAGCAAGCACAAGGCACUCGAGGAUGAGCUGGGUGGCCUCAGCACGCACCUGCAGCAGACAGUGAAGGAAGGCAGGGGCAUGAUUGCAGAGAAGCACUUCGCUUCGCCCGAGAUCCAGAAGCGAAUAGACGAGGUCCUUGCGAUGUGGAAGGAUUUGGAGGAGCUGGCCGCUUUCCGCAAGCAAAAUCUCCUGGACGCACAAAACUUCUUCCAGUUCCAAGUGGAUGCCGACGACGUCAAAACCUGGCUGCAGGACACUUAUCGCAUCGUGUCUUCGGACAACGUGGGUCAUGACGAAUUUUCAACGCAGACGCUGGCGAAGAAGCACAGGGACCUGACGGAUGAAAUCAUGAAGUCCGGGACAGCCAUUGACCUGCUGAAUAAACAACUGCAGAGCCUCCCAGAGGAGUUCAGGAAGCUGCCAGAAAUAAGGGACCGGCAGCAGGAGAUUGCGGAGCUAUAUGCCGACCUCGUAGCUCUAUCGGACCUGCGGAGGCAGCGUUUGCAGGAUGCCCUUGCCCUUCACAUAAUGUUCAGUGAGGCCGACGCGUGUGAGUUAUGGAUGAACGGGAAAGAGAAGUGGCUGGAGGGAAUAGAGAUUCCAAAGAAACUCGAGGAUCUGGAAGUAGUGGAACACAGGUUUGAAAUCCUGGAACAGGAAAUGAACAAUUUGGGAUCUCAGAUCGCUGAUGUAAACCAUGCAGCUAACCACCUGGUAGAGAGUGGCCACCCCAGUACGCAAGAAAUUAAAGAAUGUCAGGAUCAUGUGAACCGCAGAUGGCUGAUGUUCCAGAAGUUGGUGGAGAUCAAAAAGAACAACAUAGACUCGGCGUUGAGUCUUCAGAAUUAUUGUCUUGAGUGUGAUGAGACCAAAGCCUGGAUCCAUGAGAAAACCAAACUCAUUGAAUCAACCCAGGACUUGGAAAAAGACUUGGUCGGUGUCCUGGCCAUUCAGCGCAAGUUGUGUGGAAUAGAGAGGGAUCUGGCUGCCAUUGAAUCAAGGCUUCCAGAGUUGCAGAAGGAGGCCCAUGCAUUGGCAGAUGAGCACCCCAAGCAUGCUGCAGAUAUCUUGAAUAGGCUUAAGGAAAUCAAUGAUGUUUGGGAUGAACUAAAACACACUCUUCAAGGUCGUGAGGAGUCACUUGGGGAGGCCAGCAAACUGCAGAAGUUCCUGCAAGAUUUAGAUGAUUUUCAGUUGUGGCUGUCCAAAUCCCAAAAAGCUAUUGCUUCUGAAGAUGUGCCAAACUCCUUACCUGAAGCAGACGCUCUCCUCGGGCAGCACAAUGCAAUAAAAAAUGAGAUAGAUCGCUAUGAGGAAGAUUACCAGAAGAUCAGAGAUACUGGAAAAAUGAUAACGCAGGAAGAAACCGACCCACAGUUUCAAAUAUUAGAGCAGCGUUUAAAAGGACUGGACACUGGUUGGAAUGAGCUUCAUCAGAUGUGGGAAAACAGAAAGGAUCUUCUCUUUCAGUCUCACGGAUAUCAGCAGUUCCUCAGGGACAGCAAACAAGCAGGUGGCAUUCUCAGCAAUCAGGAAUACAAUUUAGCGCACAUUGAAAAGCCAAACACACUGGAAGCAGCUGAAGCUGCUAUCAAGAAACACGAGGAUUUUGUGACAACUAUGGAAGCCAAUAAGGAAAAAAUCUCUGGGACGAUAGUUGAAGGAGAAAAGCUCAUUCAUGAUGGAAAUAUUUUUAAGGACAAGGUGCUCGACAAGGUCAAAUCUAUUGAUGAAAGGUACAAAAAGAAUACAAAACAGGCAAAAGAGGUGGCUGCACAUCUAAAAGACAACCGUGAUCUUCAGCAUUUCCUGCAGAAUUGCCAAGAGCUUAUUUUCUGGAUCAAUGAGAAGAUGUUGACAGCGCAGGACACCUCUUACGAUGAGGCCCGCAACCUUCACACAAAAUGGCAGAAACACCAAGCGUUCAUGGCCGAGCUGGCAUCAAACAAAGAGUGGCUGGACAAAGCGGAAAAGGAAGGGAAACAGCUGAUUGACGAGAAGCCGGAGUUUAAGCCAAUUGUCCUGGAGAAACUGACAGAACUGUCCGAUUUGUGGAAAGCUUUGGACAUGACCACUAAUAAGAAGGCAGAGCGUCUAUUCCAUGCAAACCGGUCAGAGCUGUUUGCACAGACCUAUGAUGACCUAAACAAGUGGAUGUCUGAUUUGGAGUUACAGCUGCGUUCUGAAGACUUUGGAAAGGACCUGACUAGUGUCAACAUCUUGCUGAAGAAACUACAGGUGUUAGAAAAUCAAAUGGAGGUGCGUCAGAAAGAGGUGGAGGAGCUUCUCUCCCAGCCCAGGAUUCCCUCCCAAGACGGACAGAUGGAGACAAACGGGAAAGAAAAAGAUAUAGAGGGUAGAUUCUUAGAGCUGAUGGGUCCUCUGCAGGAACGGCGCCAAAAGCUGCUCAUGUCGAAGAUGACUUACCAGUUUUAUCAUGACCUGAAGGACGAGAUUCUUUGGGUGCAGGAACGAAUGCCAUUAGCUACAAGUACAGACCAUGGCCACAACCUCCAGACAGUCCAGCUGUUAAUGAAAAAGAACAAGACCUUUCAGAAGGAGAUCCAAGGGCAUCAGCCACGUAUUGAUGAUGUGUUGAAAAGAGGAGCAACAAUGAUUGUGGAGCAAAGGCCAGAUUCGGGCACGAUCGAGGAGCAGUUGGGAGAGUUAAAGGAAUUGUGGGGCAAACUGCAGGACGAAGCAGAGAAAAGACAAAAACGUCUGGAAGGUGCAAAUGAAGCUCAGCAAUAUUACCUGGAUGCUGCAGAGGCUGAAGUUUGGAUGAGUGAACAGGAGCUGUACAUGAUCGCUGAUGAAAAAGCCAAGGAUGAAGCUGGUGCAACUGCAAUGUUGAAGAAACAUCUAAUUCUGCAGCAGGCUGUACUAGAUUAUGGGAAGAUUAUCCAAGAGCUGGCAGACAGGGCCCAGAAACUACUUACUGAAGAGCACCCUGAAGGUGAGCAGAUAAUUAGGCGCCAGGGACAGGUGGACAAACUGUACGCAGGACUCAAAGACCAAGCAAAUGAGCGGAAUAAAAAAUUGGAGGACAUAUACCAUCUCUUUCAACUGAACCGUGAGGUAACAGAUCUGGAGCAGUGGAUUGCUGAAAGGGACCUUGCAGCAUCUUCACAGGAACUAGGACAAGACUAUGACCAAGUUACAUUGCUGAGGGAAAAGUUCCGCGAGUUUGCCCGGGAGACGGGAACAAUUGGCCAGGAAAGAAUGGACAGUGUGAACGUGCUGAUAGAUGACCUCAUUGACUCAGGUCAUUCAGAAGCGGCUGACAUUGCGGAAUGGAAGGACAGCUUGAACGAGGCCUGGGCUGACCUGUUAGAGCUGAUAGAUACUCGCACGCAGCUGCUGGCUGCCUCCUACGAGCUUCACAAAUACUUCUAUGAUGGCAAAGAGCUCCUGAGCCGGAUCCAGGAAAAGCACAAGGAGCUGCCAGAGGAGUUGGGCCGUGAUGCAAACACAGCAGAGUCUUUUCACAGAAAGCAUAAUUCAUUUGAACGCGAUAUUCAUUCCCUUGGAAUACAGGUUCAGCAGUUCCAGGAUGAUGCCGGCCGUUUGCAGACGGCGUACGCAGGGGAUAAAGCUGCUGCUAUCCAGAGACAAGAGCAGGAGGUGGUCGAGGCCUGGAAGGCACUUCUGGAUGCCUGUGACGGCCGGCGUACCCAGUUAGUUGACACUGCUGAGAAAUUCCGCUUCUUCAGCAUGGUCCGAGAUUUGAUGUACCUGAUGGAGAGCAUUAUCAGGCAGAUUGAAAUGGAAGAGAAGCCACGAGAUGUCUCUUCUGUGGAACUACUGAUGAAGUAUCACCAGAGGAUCAGAGCAGAGAUUGACGCCAGGAACAGGAAUUUCACUUUCUGCAUCGACCUUGGAAAGACAAUGCUAGCCCGCAAACAUCACGCUUCUGAGGAGAUUAAAGAAAAACUGGUACAACUCACAGAGAAAAGAAAAUCAAUGAUGGAUAAAUGGGACGAUCGCUGGUACCGGUUAUAUCUUUUGCUAGAAGUGUGUCAGUUUGCAAGGGAUGCUUCAGUUGCUGAAGCGUGGCUGAUCAGCCAGGAGUCCUACCUUAACAGCCGUGAUGUGGGUAAUAAUGUGGAUGAGGUUGAAAAGCUGAUCAAGAGACAUGAGGCAUUCGAAAAAUCAAUAGCCACUUGGGAAGAGAGGUUUGCUGCAUUGGAGAGACUUACAACUUUGGAGUUAUUGGAGAUCCGAAAACAACAAGAGGAUUUUAGGCAGAGUAUGGAGAUGAAACUACAGCCAGAUGCACGACCAGAUCAUGAUCGAUCACCACCAGACCAUGAUCGAAAACCACCUGGUCAAACGCCUGAGGAGAGGGCACAGGAAGAAAGAUGGAAGACGGAAGCCCAGGAGGCAGAAGACCCAACUCUUCCUGUAACAGAAGAACAAUCACUGAGCAGCCAGAGGAAAUUUCCAUGACCAUCACCUUUGGAUUGCUUUGUGUAGCAAUUCAGGGAAGGGAAAAUGAUACUGCAGCUUUAAAGAUCAUUUAUUUGAAGGUCGUUUGAGUCCAUCCAUACGACAAGAAGCUUUCUCUCAAAAACUAGUGGCUCAUAGCCCAUGUAUUCAUAAUAACACACCUGAUUAGUAUUCCUUGCAAGAGAUUAUGGAUGUUUGUGCCAUUCCAAAAGUGGUGUUGACCAAUGUACCUUAUGAAAGUAAUAUACUUUUGAUAGUGCGACAAAAGUGGAUUAUUUGGCAAAUGGGUGUGUUAUAUAAUGUUUGCCAAGCAGUUCAGUUUACUCAAAUUUUUCGUUCACCAUGGUGGAAAUGUCAUUGUAUUUGGUAAUUAGACUAGAGAAACCAAAAUUACUGUUGGAUCAAUACCCUUUGGACUCCCGCUCUCAGUCUGCCUUGCUAUGUCCUGCGUAACAGUCUGGUGUCUUGAGAUGGCUUUUGCUUAACCAACAUAAUCCUUGCUGCUUCUGCUUGAAUUUUGUUUGAAAAGUUAAUAUGACGUGGAUCAACAAAGACUUCAGAGAAGGUCAUAAUGCAAUUAAGACUAAAUGCAGGAGUUGCUAGCGGAAGAUUGCAGCUGUUAUUGGGAAGCUUAGUCAUCACUUUUUUUUAAGGUUCUAAAUUUCUUUUAUUGUACUUAUUUCCAUAGACAUUUAAGCAUCGGCAAUUGUAACCUCCACUUCAACACCAGGCUUGAGUUGCACUCCCACUUUAAUCAGUCAUCCAACUGCCCUGGUUAAGAGAUGUGGGACUUGAUUUUACAUUUGCUGUUAGCAUCAACCACGCCAUAAUGCCAAUUUUGAAUUGCGUCAUGAUGCAGUGUUGUUUGAUUUUAGCAAUUUGAGAGAGCUCAUUUGCACCGCUUUCUCAAAUGCUUAAAAUUACAUUUUUGGAUGUGGGAGAGAUCAGCAGUCUGUCAAUAACUCUGAGAGCAUGGGGGUGAGCUUUUCAACCCCUGAUAAAUUCAGUGAUCGGCGCUCCCACAGGGAAGCUGUUGGUCAGAGAUAGGGCUGCCACACUGCUGCCUUAAUUCUGUGAUCCACGUUGUCUAUAAGGGUAGCUUCUUGGUGGGUUGCUGGAUCAACCCAGUUUUAUCGUAUGGAGAAGGAAAGGCACUCAAACGCUAUUAGGGAUUCUUUUAUUUAAAAUGUCAAACCAACUUCCUGCAACAGGGGUCUGGUGCACUCUGGAUACGGAAUCAAAGUUAAUGGAUCAUUAAUGGAACUGUUGGGGUGAAGGCCUGCCUCAGUUUUUUUUGAAAGCAGAGUAGGGGUACAGUUUUGCAGGUGCUCCCUGCUUACCCACCGUAACUUUGACAGAAAAGCCGCCAAAGCCCAGUUUGUAAAAGUGGCAUAAAUGGGUUUUUAUGUUGCCCCCUUUGGAAUUCAUCCUGAAUCAGUACAGAGGCUUUUGUCAUUUCAAGUUCAUGUAUUGCAGCUUUGUGUACCUUGUGCCGAGUGGGACAAUGAUGAAAUAACAGCAGCUCCUUAAAUGCAUUUUCAGAAGGAAGACCCUUUUUUAUGACCAAAAGGGGGGAAUUGUAGCUGGCAGCUGGGAUUCACACGAGCUGGGGCAAGCGAAAAAUAUGGCUGCCGCUGGCAAGGUGGGCAGCGGGUUGUUUUAAUUCCCGAGCCUCACCUGCAUGUCCUAGAUCAGCUCCCCCGCCGGAAAUGGGUGGAAAGUGCCACGAGCUGGUGAGCGGAAGCCGAAAUUGAGACGGCAGGAGGCCACAAGCCGGCGCUAAAGCAAAAUUCGCCAAAAAGGAUGCCAGGUCAAGGGGAGGUGGUUCCAGAGGUAUCCUGUGAUAGGGGAAGGAGGGGAUGUGGGGGGGUUGCCUGGGAUAGGAGAAGCUAAACUUUCCCUGUACGGCCCACAGGGGUACUUCUGCUUUGUCCUGUCCCCACCAGGACACAAGUUCUGCUAAAUGGCAGCCUCUUCUGCUUUGGGUCCCAGUUCCUCUGCUGGCUUUCUUAGCCUGGCCAGAAAGCUGCAGUUCCUUCCAUGCUCAGGCCAGAGCUAAAUAUAUAGUUGGGGCACAAUAAUUUAAUUGGGACUUCAAUCUGCAUAUCUCAAGAAGGAUGCCACUGACUUUGGCAACUGCUCGGAAGAGCAGAUCAAAAUUCAAGACCAAAGUCAUGAGACAGUACGUGAGCAGGUAAGUCAUCCGUUCAAUUUUAAUGGUCCACCUGGCCAGUUUGCACCCAGCGGUUAGGGUUGAAAAGGUCCCUCCUGCCAAAAGGAAUAUUUUGCAAUUGAUGCUGCAGUGCCUUCCUCACAUCAUUCAGCGUCGGCGUCUCUUUCGGUGAGUCUGCCAGUUUGGUGCUAAUUAGUGACGGAUUUUAGACAGAAUGUGUUGUGUGUUGCGAAGGAGGUGAAUGGGCACCAUCCACACUUGCAUGAACUGGUUUUAUGGAAGCUGGAUUACUUCUCUUUACAUCAACUUUACUAGUAUUAGAAGAAUGAACCUAUGGAAAUGAAACAAUGUCCUGCUCUGCUGCAAAAACAACAACAACUUAAAUUUAUACAGCACCUUUAACUUAGUAAAAUGUCCCAGUAUAUCUCAGUAGAUGACAAUUUACUGUGAGGUAUUCACACACAGGAAUGCAAUGCAAACACACUAAUUGAAAGUGAUGCACAGAAGAAUUUCCAUCCAGUUUUUUUCCCUCUUUUCUGAUGCACUUCCUCCCCCCCCCACUCCCCACCCCCCUACUCCUCCUGCAGUGAAGGCAUUGACUUAUUGCUGACUAACUGGUCACCAAACUGACCAUUCUUAGGGUUUGAAGCUAGAUAAUAGGUGUUGGGCAUUGCAACCAAGCAUGAUGCUCUCCUCACCUGGUGUCCAUUCAGGUACACUUCCAGGCAGGCCACUGAAUGACAAUCAGGAGCAGCAAUGCUGGAAAUUCCUACAAGGCAGAGGAGGGAGACUAAUUUUUAUUUUACUUCAGACGUUUCUGAACGCAGUGUCGGUGUUCCAGGGAUGAGAUUAUGUGUGAGGAAAUUGAGGCGCUUUUAAAAAAUUUUUAUUCUAUUCCACAGCCAACAGAAUUCGGGAGAAAUCUAUUUGUUUUCCUCCCCUUAUUCUCUACCCUGAGCCACUGAGGUCAAUUUUCAUGAUGGCCAGACUGAAAUCAGCCAGAUCAGCGAUCAUUUCUGAUCAGGCCUUGGACUUGCUGAUUUGUACAGUUGUUGUUAUUCACUGCUUUAACCAGCUGUGCUAUCAUCAACCUCAUCAACAUCUUUCUCAUAAAAUCAUAUAUUGCAUUAAAAGCCUGUGAUUAAUUUUAAAUUCCCUUAUAUGCAACUGAGAGAGCAACCUUUGAUCCAGGAGGGAUUAGAAAGAUAUCAGAUUUUUGCUUUCAGAAGCUAGGAGUUACUUAUGAUGGAUAUGUAAUGAAUGACAAGUGAAAAUGUAUUUACCAUAAGGAAAAUUCAAUUCUUACUCAAGUUAAUGUAAUAUAAAAGGCCUUGAUGAUUAUUUCUUGGUUAUCAUUGAAUGAAUGCGGAGUGAUUCUGGCAUAAUUCUUCAAUGUGACCAUUGUCAGGCUUCACUUGCUCAGCUAGAUAGAUGGACUAACAAUGGGGCGAAGAUAUGCCACAGGAUUCCAAAAUAUUCAUUUACUGAUUGACGUAAGAUAAACGUUCAGGCUGUAAUCUGACCUUGGUGGCUUCAGGUAAUGGUUAUCAAUAACGUAUCUUAAAUUGCAAAGUUUGCAGCAUCAGCUGCACAGUUCAGAUGAGAUUGCUCUCUGAUAUAUCGAUCAUUUCUGCAUAAGCUAAACUCUCAUCAUUUCAAUUCCAUGCUGAUACCUACAUGGGCAGCAGAAUAAAGACAGACUAAAACAAGCAAGAGGUUUUCGUUAGUCAGCUGUCCUUCAAAUGUAUUCCAUGGAAAAUUGGAAGCUUUCCAUUAUCUUGUUAAAACUUCUAAGGCCAGAGUGUCCCUCCAAAUAAAAUAUACAACUGUUACUCCUCAGCCACUAGGUGGUAGCGUAACAUAACCCAAUUCCGACAUUGUAGAGAAGGGAGACCAAUUUAUAUUUAACUUCAGACGUUCCCUGAAGCACUGUCGGCAUUCCAGGGAUUCGAUUAUUUGUGAGGAAAUUGGGGUGCUUUUUUUAUUAUAUUCUACUCCGCAGUCAAUAGGAUUUGAAAGAAAUCUAUUAGUGAGCAUUACUUUAAAAUAUAUAUCCUGUUACUUUAGCCACCAUCAAUAUAUCACUGUUUGUGACAUUGCAGAGUGGGACUCUGCAAACAGGCAUUUCCAACAUGAAAGUUUAACUAAAAGAAUAAAACUUAGGAUGCAGAAUUGCGGUGGUGCUUUCAUUAGGACUUCUCUUGGAUUUUGAGGAAUCUAAGCCUGCGAUUGCUGUCACCAGAAUCAGUACUGUUUGAUUUAACCGGUUUUCUCUCUUACCAAUUUGUUAUGUCUAAUCUGCACUAAAGUACUUGGCCCUUGACCUGGGUUUCAUAAUUUAAGAAGGGAACUGACAUAAUUAAUUUUGAAUUAUUAAUUAAAUGGGGAUGGAGUUUUCUUUUGGCCCACUGGCUGAAUGGGAGAAGGAAAGCAAUUCCUCCCAGGUAUACUGCAACACUAACAAGAGCUUCAGUUGCAAAGCUUUAUUUAACACAAGACGUUGACACAAACAUAUCCUUGCUGAAUGCAUUGCAGACUGUGGUGUAGUCUGGGAACUGAGGGUAUAAACCUGUCUAGAUAGUAAUAAUUUUGUUGUUUAAACUUGUUCCUGGCUAUUAGCUGUGUAGCUUGUUUUGGUUACACAUUCAAUCAUCUCCCUUGUACUACUUAUGAGUUUGUUAUCCUUUCUGUUGUGUCCUUUACAUGCUUUCAUUUUGGUAUUUUUUUUCCCCCAAAUGGCUUUGCUUCCUUACAUCGUGAAAUAUGUAUUUGCAAAUUCAGCCAUUGUGUUUUCCUAAAUGAUUUUCCUGAUCCUUUUGUUCUCCAAAGCUUCUGAAUAAAACAGCCUUUGUCCUUGA
Molecule: messenger RNA, 11813 nt
Organism: Carcharodon carcharias (great white shark)
Lineage: Eukaryota; Metazoa; Chordata; Chondrichthyes; Lamniformes; Lamnidae
Product: spectrin beta chain, non-erythrocytic 1-like
Exons: 34
Coding region: 303-6782 (2159 amino acids)
Biological process (GO): actin cytoskeleton organization
Cellular component (GO): cell junction; plasma membrane; cortical actin cytoskeleton
Molecular function (GO): phospholipid binding; structural constituent of cytoskeleton; actin filament binding
Source: RefSeq, a predicted model, not a curated record